This is a messenger RNA of Drosophila innubila, 963 nucleotides long. RefSeq names its product MORN repeat-containing protein 3. The transcript is spliced from 2 exons. Lineage: Eukaryota; Metazoa; Arthropoda; Insecta; Diptera; Drosophilidae. Bases 64 to 954 code for a protein of 296 amino acids. The record is from RefSeq and is a predicted model, not a curated record.
UCCGUUGGAUGAUAUUUCAUAAUUUAUAGAUAUUUAAGUGAAGUGUUAAGUGUUUUUACAUCUAUGAUGAACACCUGCGUAAAGCGGUACUUCUGCCCCAAUAAACCUGUUAAGAGCACGGGAUGUCACUCGACUUUCUAUUAUCCUAAAGGCGGCUCCUACUCGGGUUACUGGCUAAACAACAAGAACCAUGGAUGGGGAGUUAAGACGACUGCGGAACGUGAUUCGAGUUAUUAUGCUGGGAAGAAACAACCUCAUGGACAGCUCAUCUACAAGGGCAUGUGGGUGGAGGGGAAGCGACAUGGCUGUGGUUCAAUGAUACGGAAGCGGGGCACGGAUCUGCAGACGAUCUACUCGGGUGAGUGGAUCGAUGAUAUGAAGUGUGGAGAGGGCAAGAACUUUUAUCCGGAUGGUUGUGUCUACUUUGGACAAUGGCUGAGGAAUCGUCGACAUGGCUUGGGCAUACAAUGGUACGGUAAUGGCAACAUCUAUGUGGGUCAGUGGGAAACCGACUUUAAGCAUGGUCUUGGCGUGCUUUUCUACGCUAAUGGAAAUCGCUAUGAAGGUCACUUUGCACGGGGCUUCAAGAAUGGCGAGGGCGUUUUUUAUCACAUGCACACGGGUCAAAUUCAGAAAGGUAUGUGGGAGAACGAUAACGCCAGGACAUCACUCAUGCAGGAUGAGGUCAAAAUUCGACGUAGCGAUGCAGCUACUCCUUAUCCCAUACCCCCCAACCGUCUCAAGUAUCCUAACGAAAUAAUACACGAUCUCUUCCAAGAGUUCAAGCCGCACGGGGAGAAGCCGCAUCGUCGUUUUAAUGAUAUGGUGAGUCUGGAGUUUGUGCGCCAUCAGCGGCAAUUUGCUUCCUUCGAGGAGCGUCUAGCGACCGCAUCGGGUCUGGAUCUAUAUCCGAAAUCGGAUCUCCCCUGCACCUGUGACUGUAAAAUUUAUUGAUAAUCAGUU